AUGUUAAACAUCUCCGAAAUGAUGUUCGAAUCGCUACGAGUACAAUCCGAAAGCUACAUGGUCCACAAGUCCUUUCCCCAACAACUGAAGAAGCGCAUCUUCAAGUACUACGACUACAAGUACAACAACAAGUUUUUCUCCGAGCAAGAGGUCCUGGGCACUCUGAGCGAACACCUGAAAAUGGAAGUUCUUCUUUAUAGCUGCCGGAACCUGAUCCAACGAGUGCACGCCUUCAAGGGACUGACUAGGUCCGACGUGGGCUGCAUCCUUGCGCAGUUGAAACAAGAGAUUUUCGUGCCGGGAGACACGAUCCUGAAUUCCACCGAGGACACGGGAUGCAUUUACUUCAUUCUUCUUGGGACGUGCGGGAUAAUAACGCUUAGAGGGAAGGAGGUGAUACAUAUCGAAGACGGCGAUUUCUUCGGAAACAUCCUCGAACCGAAAGAGUUCGGGGCUGAAAAUAUUUUGUACUCGGUUCUGGCUCUGGAGAUGGUCGAAGUGUACAAGUUGGAACCGGAGGAUCUGAAUUACUGCGCCAGGACGCAUCCCCGGAUUAAAGACAAGCUGGAGAGUAUAGAAAAAGCGAAAUAUCGCCGGUACAUUAAUUUGUUCAGGGCAGAAGAUGAUGAAGACACGACGGGGGAUAUUUUGCGCGAACUGAGGAAAAAGAAGAUUUUAGAGCAAGGGUUACACAGGAGCUUGUUUGAGUAG
Molecule: messenger RNA, 711 nt
Organism: Zophobas morio
Lineage: Eukaryota; Metazoa; Arthropoda; Insecta; Coleoptera; Tenebrionidae
Product: potassium/sodium hyperpolarization-activated cyclic nucleotide-gated channel 3-like
Exons: 1
Coding region: 1-711 (236 amino acids)
Biological process (GO): sodium ion transmembrane transport; regulation of membrane depolarization; potassium ion transmembrane transport
Cellular component (GO): HCN channel complex
Molecular function (GO): voltage-gated potassium channel activity
Source: RefSeq, a predicted model, not a curated record